UAAUACGUUGGCGGAAUUUUUGUCACGCUGGCGCUACUGUACUCCCUGGGCAGCGCUCUCUCAGAGAGGAAAAGUGAUUGAAAUGCAGCGCUGGAUAUGCAGCUUCCACAUGACUCAUCACAUGACUUGGCCGACAUCACGUGCUUAUGGACGGCAGCGCCUUGUGUUGUUGCCCAAAAUGCAUCUUCGUCUCAUCACACUCCUGUCUUUCCUAGCCUAUGCGUCAAGAGGUGUUCUGGCAACAUGUGGAUAUGAAGCAUGUCCAUCCACAGUUCCAGGGAUGCUGAAUGUUCAUCUCGUGCCCCAUACUCACGAUGAUGUUGGAUGGCUCAAGACAGUUGACCAGUACUACUAUGGCGCCAAGAACAAAAUCCAGAAUGCUGCUGUGCAGUACAUCCUUGAUACAGUCACAAGAGAGUUGGCCAACGACCCUGUCAAACGUUUCAGCUAUGUGGAGACGGCAUUUUUUGAACGAUGGUGGAAUGAGCAGACGGACAAGACCAAAGCAUUGGUUAAACAGCUUGUUAAUGAAGGUCGCUUGGAGUUUGUCAAUGGUGGUUGGUGCAUGAAUGAUGAAGCGACUACCCACUACAACGCUAUCAUCGACCAAAUGACCAUCGGCUUGAAGUUCCUCAAGGACAACUUUGGGGACUGUGGCAAGCCAUUAACAGCCUGGCAGAUAGACCCCUUCGGCCAUUCCAGGGAAUAUGCAUCCCUGGCUGCACAGAUGGGAUUCGACAGCCUUUACUUUGCUCGCCUGGACUACUUGGAUAAGAGAGAGAGAGCCUCCACGCAGACCAUGGAACGUGUGUGGCACACCUCUCCCAGCCUGGGCAGGGCAUCUGACCUGUUCUUCGGAGCCUUGUUCUUCCACUACGGACCGCCCCCAGGGUUUUGCUUCGAUGUCUUCUGCAGUGACCCUCCAAUUAUGGAUGACCCGGAUUUAGUUGACUACAAUGUUGAUGACAGAGUGUCUAAGUUUGUCUUACUUGCUAAAGUACAGAAUUCUGUCUAUGGUACCAAUCACAUCAUGUUCACCAUGGGCUCUGACUUCCAGUACAGUGACGCUCACACUUGGUACAAAAACUUGGACAAACUCAUAAAAUAUGUCAACUUAAAGCAAAAUGAAACCAAUGUACAUGCAUUCUACUCCACUCCGUCAUGCUACACGCAUAGCUUGAACCAAGUGACCAAGACGUGGUCUACCAAGUCAGACGAUUUCUUCCCCUAUGCGGACCAACCCCAUGCCUUCUGGACGGGUUACUUCACGAGUCGUCCCGCUCUCAAGGGAUACGUGAGAGAUACAAAUAACUUCCUACAGGUUUGUAAGCAGUUGGAAGUGUGGGGCUCAAUGCUACCUGGCCUUAAACUGAAGACCAGCUCCAGCACUCUGAGAAAGUCAAUGGGCGUUGCUCAGCAUCAUGAUGCUGUAUCAGGGACAGAGAAGCAACACGUGGCCGAUGACUAUGCUGAGAGGUUGUACAAGGGGCGUGCUCAGUGCCAGGAGCUCGUCGGUGAUGUACUGGGAAACCUAAUGCAAAAGAAUGCUACUGUCAAGCCACCUCAAGCGGUGUUCUGUGACUAUCUCAACAUCAGCGUGUGCCCUGUCACCGUAGACAAUCAACAGUUUACAAUAACGGCUUAUAACCCAAUCGCACGCCAAGUCACGACAGUGGUCAGAAUACCAGUGAAAGGGAACUACAGUAUUACCGGUCCUAACGGGAAGAUGGUGACCACCCAGUUGCAAGAUGUGAGCGAGGGUACGAAGCAAGCAAGGCGGAAUCGUGGCAACGCACCCAAGGAGCUUCUCUUCCCGAUCACAUUACCUCCUCUUGGGUUUAGUACCUACAUUGCCAAUAGCCUGCCUGGUGCUGGUUCCCCGCCGUCCAAUGUCCAGUAUAAAGUAUUCACACCUAAAGCUGAUGAGACUGUUGAAAACCAGUUCCUGAGUCUGACGUUUGACGGCUCGACUGGCCUCCUGAAAUCCAUGACAGACAAGAAGUCUGGAAGAUCCAUGUCUGUCAGGCAAUCUUUCUACUGGUAUACCAGCAGUGUAGGCACCGAGCAAGAUUCCCAGAAAUCUGGUGCCUACAUCUUCAGGCCUGCCAAGCAGACGCCCCAGGACUUAUUCAAUGGCACCUCUGUUGGCUUGAAAGUUGUGAAGGGGCCAGUUGCUGUUGAGGUACGACAGCAGUUCCAGCCAUGGCUGAGUCAGGUUAUCAGACUGUACAAUGCCAAGGAGUUCGCUGAGUUUGAGUGGACGGUUGGCCCUAUCCCAAUCAGAGAUCAUCUAGGCAAGGAAAUCAUCACCAGGUUCGACACUGACUUGAAGACCAAUAGAACUUUCUACACUGAUGCCAAUGGCAGGCAAAUCCUUGAGAGAAUCCGUGACCAUCGGGCUGAUUGGCAGUAUAGCAACACGGAGCCGGUAUCUGGUAACUACUACCCUAUCAACAGCAGGGCAUUUAUCAAGGAUCCUAAGAUGCAACUGACGGUGAUGACUGACAGGUCUCAGGGUGGAAGCAGUGUCCAAGAUGGGUCAUUGGAAAUCAUGAUCCACCGACGCACUCUAGCUGAUGACAAUCGUGGAGUGGGCGAGCCACUCAACGAGACCGGUCAGUUUGGAGACGGACUUAUCAUCCGUGGCAAGCACUGCGUCCUCCUCACGUCUGUCAACAAAGCAGCUGUGGCUCACAGGAUUCUCGGAGAACAGCUGUAUAUGGCACCCUCACUGUCAUUCACCAAAGGGGUACAAGACUGGGCCACCAAGUUCAACACUAUGGAAUCUAUGGUGUCACGGGCUCUUCCCUCUAACAUCCAUCUACUCACCUUGGAACGUUGGACGGACAGCUCUAUCUUGAUCCGAGCAGAAAACCAAUUUGCUGUGGCUGAAGAUCCAGUGCUGUCCCAAAAAGUGAAAUUUGAACUGAAGGGUUUGUUUGAGCCAUUCGGCAUCACCAGUCUGAAAGAGAUGACACUGGCAGCAAAUGAGGCUCUGGCUGACGAGAAACGCCUACAGUGGAAUAUAACGGACAGUCCAUACCCAACACCCCCACCCAUCAAGCCUGUACCAGUGCCCCCUUCGACACUGAGUGUGUCCCUCGAUCCCAUGGAGAUACGGACCUUCAUUGCUACCGUAAAAAGGACCAAUGAAUAAUAGUUUUAGCCCGAGUAGUUUUUCAAGGUCCUGCAAGUAUUGACUGCUACAAGUGGUAGAGUAAACUAAUCUCCUUGCAUUGAUACAGAAUAAUCAACUUUCCUUACUUCUGCCUUGACUUUAGGAGACUAAUGUAGUUUUACUAUGCCACAAACAAGCAAUAUUUGUUUUAUAACAUUUCACAGGUAGGGAUGUUUUACUUAUUACAGAAAUCUAAUUCAAAAAUGCACAUCUUGAAAUUUAUAGUAGCUUAAAAUCCGUUUGAUCUUUAACAAAACUACCUCCAGCAAUAUUGCAUCAUAUAGUUAUAUAGCGUAGCAUAGUGUAAGUGUUCAAAAUGGACAUGUGCUCAUGUUUAAGCAUGUUGUUAGGUGUUGCAACAACAUCUAUCCCACAGCUGACGCCAUUUUCCCUCUGAGACUCAUGUACAACACCAUAUAGAGGCUUACAUGCAAUUAGAGCAAACAGAUAGGGAGUUGCCUAGGGUCCAAGGUGGCUGUAUGUUUUUCUAAGGUUGUGCUAGGUUAUCCUGUAAUUAUGGACGAGCUGAUGAUGAUCUUCCAGCAUUUAGCCCAUAUUUAAUUCCAACACUUCGAUCAAAGUUUCAAUAAAAGUGAAAUCAUCCCUAAAACCAGGGUUUACAGAAAAAGUUGAAAUAUUUGUAAAAGAACUGUGACUGAAAUUAUUUUCUAAGGAGUUUGCAUAUGCAAAAUUGGGAUUAUUUGUAUUUUUAAUUCUAUGAAAAGAAGUCAGUUGCUAUGUUAAAACUGGAAAGUAUCAAAGGGGUGACAUUUAUUAGCAGUUGUGGUGAUGAUAGCAGGUUUUGCAGUUUUGAUAAAAAGUUAAUUUUCAACUGGUAUAAUGGUAAAUAGUUAACCUGAGCAAAAUAUUUAAAAUAUUUUACUCUGUUCUUAAAUAUCUUCCUGUAUGGCCGAUUUGUGGUCGAAAUAAUCUAUUAUACAUGUAGUUUAGAUGUCUGAUACUUAUAUCUGGAUGUGACUGUCAAAAUCUGUUGUUAAAUGUGACAGAGGUUUACUGAAUUUAUUUUGUUACAUAUAUGUACAUGUACGUGGGUAAUUCUUAAUGAAGUUUCAAUUUAAGUGCAUUUGCCGAACCUGAACCAAUUUGUAGCUGAUUCAAGGGAAUGAUACUAUUAAUAAAGAUAUGCAGUGUUAUCUUGGACAAAUAACAGUACCGGUAUGUGUAAUUAAACCAUGGUAGAAGGAACACUCUGGAUGUUACUGCAUGAAAAAAAUAACAGUUUUGCGUGUGAUUUAAAAUGUCUUGCUAAGUUUUCCUUGUGGUCAUAUAGUUUCUUGAAGAAGCCGGGUUGCUUGAUGUCCAAAUUCUGUUACGUGGAGGCAGGUUUCACUUCCUAAUCCAGCAAUAUCUUGCAGCAUUGUACAUGAUUCCAAGACCGUGCACUAAUGCUUAUUGUCUUCACGGAGCCCAGGACUUGAGCUCAAUUUACCGUGGACAAGUGAAUGAAAGGUGCAACUCAAGACUGAUUUGGAUUUGUUGAAAUUCGGAUGUGGUCGUGGAAAGAUCUACAGUAGAUCUGAAGGUCUCAUAUUUUCAGCAUUUGAAUCGAAUACUGUGAAAUCUAAUCUGAGAAUAAUUUCUUUGUUUCUAUUCCUUGAAUUUUUUUAUUAAAAGUGAUAAGGUCUCCGAAAUUCUCUACUA
Messenger RNA from Acanthaster planci (crown-of-thorns starfish), 4840 nucleotides. RefSeq names its product lysosomal alpha-mannosidase-like. Gene Ontology annotation, biological process: mannose metabolic process. Gene Ontology annotation, cellular component: lysosome. Gene Ontology annotation, molecular function: alpha-mannosidase activity; carbohydrate binding. Lineage: Eukaryota; Metazoa; Echinodermata; Asteroidea; Valvatida; Acanthasteridae. The record is from RefSeq and is a predicted model, not a curated record.